Zootermopsis nevadensis is the source of this 5912-nucleotide messenger RNA. RefSeq names its product coiled-coil domain-containing protein 85. Lineage: Eukaryota; Metazoa; Arthropoda; Insecta; Blattodea; Termopsidae. The record is from RefSeq and is a predicted model, not a curated record.
GUGACUAUAGUCGGAUGUGAUUUAGAACAGGAAGCGAAGUGGUUGUGUGUGGUGCCAAGAAAUUAUUGUGGUGUGUGAAAUGUAGCUGAAGAAUUCGAUGUACGCAAAAAGUACAGAAGUUAAAAUGAAUUUUGUGUAUAUAUCUUAUACUCUUCAGAUUGUUGUGCAUUUUCGUGUGACUUAAAACCCGUAAAGAAUACAUUUGACAAGCUGAGAAUUUCACAUGGAAGAAGGUCGCGUGCUACUUUUUGGUAUUGACCUAAUUAUUGUAUCUCUCAAUGCCUUCGUUGUUUAGACUCGCAGGCAUUUCAUGGCGGGCCAUAUGUAAUUUUUAAAGUACUUGUUUAAUGCAAUGAAAUGAAACUGUAAAGCUAAGUCAUCUGUCGACAUUGUCAAGGUCCUGAUCAUGUCAAAUAAGAAACAGCAAUCUUACAAUAACAAAGCCACAGAACCUGGCGUCGCCCCUCCUCGGUACCAGCCUCCCCCACAAGUAUCAGGUGUCUCUGGCAUCCUGAAGCACUACCCUGCCCAUUCACAGUCGCAGCAUCCAACAUUUAUUUCAGCACCAGUUAUAAAAGAUGGUAAAAAUUAUCCUACUCAAGUUUCACAUUUGGAUGGAGUAAAACCAUUUCAGCCAGAGCUUGGGAAGUACUAUCCUCCUCCACCACCACCACCAGUGGCAAACGGGGAUUCGAGUAAACCCAUAUAUCCAGGACCUCCACAGUACCCUGCACCACCUUCGGUAAUUCAGCCUCCUGUGCAACGGCGUCCAAAUCCCACUGUUGGCCUUCCACAGAGACUUGGUGACGAGGAGUUGUUGAGGUUAGGUUCUGUCGAAAUGCUGAAGUUUGUACGUAAGGCCGAGAGCGACACAGCAAGAGUUGCGUCUGAACAGGGUCAGGCCGCAAGGGAGGCAGCACGACGAAUGCAAGGUUAUGUAAGUGAGAUCAGGAUGUUAAAGGAAGCAAAUCAGAGACUUGGUGAUGAUAAUCAGGAACUGAGAGACCUCUGCUGCUUCCUGGAUGAUGACAGGCAAAAAGGACGUAAACUGGCACGAGAAUGGCAGCGAUUUGGACGGUACACUGCAAGUGUGAUGAGACAGGAAGUGUCUGCAUAUCAGAGCAAACUGCGAGAACUGGACAACAAGCAGCAGGAACUCAUAAAGGACAAUCUUGAACUAAAGGAGCUUUGCUUAUAUUUGGAUGAAGAGCGAAACCAGAGUACUGUGUGUCCAUCAUGUGGUAGUGGCUUGCGACCUGGUCCAAGGGAUGAUGGUGAUGGCAGUAGUUCCAGUACCAAUGCAGAUGAACCUCCAUUACCAGCACAAUUCACUGCGGCUAAUCCUCGUCGCACGGAGAGCAGAGAACGACUUCUGGAGGAGAGCAUUCAGCGACAGCGCACAGUUUUUAAUGAUCAAGUGAUGCAUUAUGUGCGCAGUUUGGAACAGAGGGUGAAACAGCUGGAAGAGGAAAAGUUGGCCUUGCAGCAGAAAUUGGGUCAAGUGCCAGGGGCAAAUAGUUCAAGUGAUCUUCGUUCUAAUGGGAAUUGGGAAAGUGAUAGUUGCGGUAGUUACCGUCCUGAAGCUGUUGUACAAGCGUUGCAGGUGCUUGAAGUUCGUGAACAGCUAGAAAGAGGCUCGGGAACUCAUGAGAAUUGUUCUGGUGGCAUGGAGACACUGGGGGCAGCAGGCCCUGGCCUUGAUAUGGCAGCUGUGGAUCUGGAUGAUGGAGAGAAGGCUCUUGUACGGGAGAUGUGUAACGUUGUCUGGAGAAAGUUAGAGGAGGGUCCAGGUCAAAGACGAUGAAAGGUUUGAUACUUCUGAGUUGCUGCAGAGUUUAUAAUGGGAACCCGACAAACUCCAGAGAUAAAUUAUUUGCUGAUUAACACUGCUUGUUCUUAUGGCAAAGCUAACUGUUGCAGAUUUAAUCACAUUUUGCAGAAGAAAGCAGGAACUUUGAGAAAUAAUACAGAUAUUCCAUUACAUGCAUUAUGACUUUAAAACUAAAAUAGCCUUUGAUUGCAUAACACCUUAUGUUUAACGUACUUGGGUGUACACCUUCAUUCACGCAAUGUAUACAUACUUGUUACCGUGCUUAAGCAGCGCCCCCACCAAAGGCACGUAGGAAACACGGAGGUAAUCUAUGUCUAACGUCUUUCAAACCAUUUCUUUUCUGUCCUGAUAUGUCAAGUUUGUGGAGGUUUGAACUGAGACUUUGUCUUCCGGAAAGUGCCUAACAGCAUCUGCAUUUUGGUUGAUUUGUGCAUAAUAAGUCUGCUUUGAAUUUGUAAGUCCUUGUCUGUGUCUUAGGUCCUAUAGCAUCUUGUAUACUGCAUAAGCUCACAAAGUAACUUUAUAACUUUUAAAACAUGUGAAAAUAUGAGUAUAAUUUCACAAUAAUACAGCCAGACCAAUAAAGUCUACAUUUUAAUGUGGUUACCAGUUGCGAUGCUGGAAUUCUCACAGUCGGUUUAUUUGUAUUUUCUUUGUGGUUUCCAAGCAGCACACUUUGGGAGUAACAGUCCUCUGCUGUUUUGACAUUGUAUUAGGGUAUUUCGUUAUAAACAGGCUUUACCUACUAUUUUAAUGCUUUAACGCUUGGAGUUCUGCCAUCUUUAUUCAGGAUAGUACAUUCCAGGAAACGUCUUCACAUACGAUGGAAUUUUCCAUGUGUAAUCAGUAUGCUAUUGUUAAAUGAACUGAAGAUGAUAGUCAUGUGGCUCUAUUGCUGUUACUAUUGCAGUACAAAACAAUUAAUUCAGACUAGAGUUGCAUUAAAUUUGCAGAAAUACUGAAUUGAAAAUGGUUGUAAACAGUGAGACUGUCUUUUGUUAUGUGGUUCUGCUUCCUGUUCUGGCCUCUUCCCUCCUCCAUUUAGAUUGUGACUAAGGAGCCAGCAGUCCUAAUUGAGGAUUUUUAUUAAUCCCUUGAGGAAGUUAGCAGAGUAGUAUGGUAAAUAGCUGACAUUUUUUUUCCCAGCCUCUCUAUACAUUCAUCACUACAUAACUGUUGUUAUUCAUACCAUGAUAUCAGACAUUGGAGUUGAGUGGUUAGUACUUUUGCUUUCUGUUUGAUAAGACUGGGGUUCAAGUCUUGGCCUGAAUGAGGUUUUUAUUAUGGUUUUUCUCACUCCCAACAGGCAAAUACUGGAGUCAAUCUUGCAAUAAACCACGUUCAUUUUCAUAUCCUUUCUAAUUCACUAAUCUAUUUUAUCAUUUAAUUUUAUGUGAUCUGAGCAAUUGGAAGCAUUGUUAAAUAAACCAAAAAUGAGUGGAUACCACGAUGAUAACCAAGGAGUAAUAUAUGACUGUGUCUGGUAUCAGUAAUUUAAUCUUCUGUUGAAGGAUUGCAUUUUAUUCUUAAUGAAGAUGUUCAUGUAGAAUUAUUUUAUAAUGCAGUAUUAAGGAUUUAAUUUACAUAGUAUUCUUCAGGAGAAAAUCUUGAAAUGUAAAAUUGUUUAAUGCAAAUUAAAUCGGUUGACGGGGCGAAAGUACCUUUCUUUUUUUGGUACUUACAGAAACUUAAUUCGUCAGUAAUAAAGGUUCUUUUUAAUUUUCAUUCAUUUUAACUCUGAUGUUAAAGUGGGAUAUUGUUACUCAGAGAAUGAUGAAUCAUAAAUGAAUUGUUAAUAUAUUUUAAUUUGUAACAUUAUUAAGAUUGUAGUUGUUUGUAAGUAUACAUAUAAAUUUCCUUUAUAAAACAUUAUUUCUGAAGUAUAAUGGUUUGUAUUUGAUCUUAAAAGGCAUGGCAGAUUUUGUACAUAAGUAAAUGUAUAUGAAAUAGAUGACAUACUAUAUAAAACUUCAAAGGAGUAAAUUAAUCUUAUAAUUGUUAUAUAUGUAUAUUUUAAUAUGUUAUUGAGCACACAGUUUUGAUGGUGAUAUUUUAAUUGCAUAUCAGUAUAUCACUUCUUGAUGUUUUUCUGUUUAAAGUGGAAAACGGGACUUGUAAAUGCUAUCUUUAUGUAUUAGAUACACUCUGUACAUAAUUAUGUCAAUAUUAUUGUAAUGUAAUGUGAACCACUAUUAUUUAAUUCUUUGAAGCAUAUCACUAUUCUAACCUUACUUAAAGUAUUCUGAUAAAAUAUUCCACACCCAUCAAUAUAUCAGAUUAUUAUUGAUACAUACUAGUUUUUAAUAAGUUGUCUAUUCAAAUUAAUUUCCAUGUUUGGAUGAGCCUUCAUCCAGUCUGUAUUGUUUGUGAGUUACCUUUAGUCUGUUUUGUUUAUUUCAUUGACAUGUUUGGACUCUAUACACGUCCACUACCUUUUAGACCCUGUACUGUAGAAACAUUUACCAUAAUAUUAUUUACCUACAGUUUUAAAAUUUUCAGAAAAAAUAUGGGAAUCACAUGGUGUUGAACUGAGAUUUUUUCAAAGGAACUUUGGUUCCUAAAUUAAAAUACAGAGAGUGAUUCCACUUUCUUCUUUUGGCUUCUUCCUCUUCUGGUGUUAAAAUUUGUCUCAUGAAUUGCAUAUUUUGGCCUCAGGAUUGCAACAGAGUAUAUGUUAUUUUUAUAUAUAUAUAAAUAAUGUAAGUAUUUAAGGGACCAUAGCAGUCAUCCAUUUUGCAGUUUAUGAGGUACCUGUAAAUGCUGUCUAGUGUGUUCAGUAUUUGACAGAUCUGAAAACGAGCCUUUGGGGAUAUUGGACAGUCUAGUCUCAAACGUUGUCUGACAUUUCAGAGGUGUGUAUUGCCUCCAUGAUCGGUACACCCCACUGAAUUGUUGGUCAGCUUCGAGACUACAAAGUGCAAUAUGCCAGAAGGCUGUUAUCGUCAUAUUCACCGCUGUGAAAACCUGAAAUCUCAUGUGGCAAGUCUGUUGGAUUUAUUAAAUAUUUCCAACAUAUUUAUGAUAUACUGUGGCUUCCAAUGUCAGAGUUUUACUGAUUUAUACCUAUGUUUAAGUGCUGUGUGGAUUAAAACUAUUUUAAUAAUGCUAGAAUCUGAGGGUCAUAUGAGCUGCCAUUUAUAUUCUUUAUGAAACUCUGUUUGGUACAGUACAUUAUCUCAUAAAUGUACACAGUUGAAUUGUGAUGUGGUUUUGUAGAAUGAUGAAAUUUACUUAAAGAAACUAAAUGAGUCCAUAGAAAUCUGUCAAGACAGCUGACAGGUUAGAGUUCAAAUUCAAGGACCUUAAAAACAUAAAUAGCAGACAUGGCUGCUGCAAAAUUAGCUUGUUAAAUGCUUGUAAUUUAUCUGUUACUGAAAGUCUCAUCAUGUUGCUUGUGCUGUUAACUGUUUAACUUUAUCGACCAUACGUUGCGAUCCAGCUGACUGUCACAUUAGCAUAACAACUAAACCAUUAACCUCAGAGAUAAUGUUCAGCCAGGAGCCCCCUAUUCCCGUGUAAUAAAGGUUAAACUAUUCAUCAUAUCAUUGGCUGAUAACAAUGGCUUGUCAUGCUGCACAGUACAAGAUUUUAUUGAGGAAGAUCAAGAAGUCUAUUUGUCUUUAUAUGUAAUCAACACAAAUACGUCUGAUUGACGGUUAUGAUAUUGUAUAAUGCUAUGUUUUGGUUAUUAAUGUUUGUUUUUAAAAUAACUUUUCUUUGUUCCUUAUUUCAUGUAACUAACAAAUGACUUUCUUUAUCAAGUUUUUUAUAUUGAUCUUGAUGAUUAGUGUUGUUCUAUUUGAGAGGGAUGUUUAUACAAGUAAUAAUUUCUAAAGAAUGUUACACUGCAGUAUUUAUGUUAUAUGUCCUAUUGAAGUAGGUGUUGGUAUUAGUGGAAGAGUAGUAAGCAGAAUUCCCACCACUGUUUUUAUGAAUAAUAUAUUGAAUACAGGAUUGUAAUUAUAUGCAUUUUUGUUAUUUUUACAUUUGUAACUGUGAAUAUUGUAAAGUACUCAUUUAAGUUAUUUUUGUAAUCUCCAAAAGCAUAUUUAUAAAUAAUAAUUAACAUGUAUCUCUGUUA